AUGACCACUAUCUCACCUAGAAAGCACCAAAAAGCUCAUUGGGAAAGCUUUGAUAACAUCUAUAAGCAACAGAUGAAUCAUAUGAAGAAAACAAGGCGGAAAAGGGUCAGAAAAUCAUUAAACACGUUUAAGAAUAACUCUUAUUGCCAGCCUCAAAAUCUAGAGUUGGAAAGCUCAAGCUUGAUGUACCCGCUUGAUGAGAAUAAAUAAAAUCAAAAUUUCGUUUCUAAAGAACAAAAAUAAGAUAACUUUGGAGCCAAUCUUUUAUAAAUAACAGAGAAUCUCUAGCAGUCAUGGACCAAGAUAAAUCUCUUGCACCAACUGCAAGCACAAAGAAGCUAAUUAAGCGGAUUCGAGAAGUUAGAAGAUCAAGAGACCCCAGGAGUCACAAUGAAGCUACUAGUCCUGAAAGACCUAAUGCUGAUCUUGUUGAAUUUGAUGACAACCAACUUAAUGAAUCAGAUGAAGAUAGAUAUGAACCUAUGCAGCCUGCUCUUAAAAACAUUCUGAAUCCUCAAGAGCGGAACAUUCGACUAACUGAGCUUAAAUAGAAAGAGACAGGACAAAAGGACAGUAUCUUCAUUUCCUUCCAAGCUGAGAAGUCCUCAAAAUAACGAUUACAAACAGCAAGAAGAAAUCUCGCCUUUGAGAGCUGAAUCUGAAGAAUUGUAUAAUCUUUGCCACAAGCUCCCAAUUUUUAGCAAGACUAUCUACAAGAGGAAGGAGAGUGACAGCAGUUUGCUAAAUUCAGAUAAUACGUUCGAAAAUGUGGAUAAAAAGAUCAAUAAAAUUUCCUUCGUUGCCAGACCUGUUGGACAAAAGGCUUUGAAGGAUCCUUAUUGAAUUGAUGCAGAGGAUCAAAAGCAUAUCUCUCCUCAAGAGUUUUACAAGAACCAUAAAAAGCAAGGGCGAUAUCAUGACUCUAAAGGCACUGAAGCAUGGCAAGGCCUCUUCCCUAGUAAGAAUCUUUGGAAUGGUGAUUCUUUGGCUGAACAAGUGAAGCAAAAUUCACUAAGAAAGCAUGGAAUUCUAUCCUACAGCUUGGAUAGGAGGAAUUUGCAUAAAUCAAUCACUUACUUGAGAAGAACAGAUAAGAUUUUUAAGCUAGUAGAUCUGAAGAGGCAUUCGAUAUUUCGAGAUUUAGAGAGUGGUAAUUUUAAAGGAUAA
This is a messenger RNA of Moneuplotes crassus, 1167 nucleotides long. The record is from the annotation of a GenBank genome assembly. NCBI's taxonomy places the organism in Eukaryota, Ciliophora, Spirotrichea, Euplotida, Euplotidae.